AUUAUUAUUUAUUUGUAUCAGGAAUAAAAAAAAAAUGCGAAUUUUCUUCUUCAAUACAGACAAACGAGACAACCCUUUAACUUUGCUUUAUGAUGCAGAACAAACAUUACCAUCACAUCCGCUUAAUUUUCCUUUGGAAAUUAUACAAAAAAUUGUAGAUUAUCUUCCUCGAUCAUCAUUACCUGCUGUAGCUUCUAUUAAUCAUGCAUGGUAUAAUAUCACCAUGCCUGUAUUAUAUCGACAUAUCUAUAUUCGAACUUUACCUCAUUGGAAUAUGCUAGUUAAAACGUUUAGUCAAAUAGAAUUCUCAGCACAAUUUGGUCCUUGUGUGAAUUCACUUGUAUUAAAGCCCUCACCACGUUUAAUUUCGUCUCAGUUAACAAGUUUAUUAAAUUAUAACGUCAUUGAAAAUGACAAUGACCUUCAACCUUCUUUAAAAGGUUAUGUACGUAUAGAGCGUGUUGAUUAUGACAGAACUGGGUUAGAAGGAAUAGAUACAGCUAUGACUGAGGAUAAUAUGUCACUAGACGAUGUAACCCAUGAAAAUUAUAAUGAGAUGGAUACAACGCAAAAGGAAUCAGAAUGGUUAGCAAGUGUGACAAACCAACAAAUGAUGACAGUUUUAAGAUAUUGUUCACAACUAGAGUAUCUUCAUAUCUCUGGUUGUGAAAAUUUAGAUGAUCAAGUCUUGUUGACGUUAGCCGCAGCCAAAAAAGAAAAAAAAAGUAAACCAAUAAUUGGGUUAUGGAUGAGUCUAUUAAGAAGUGCAACACAUGCAGGCAUCACUGGAUUAAUUCAUGCCGAGAAACAGAACAGUUUACCUCAAAAACUAAAAUAUUUGGAUUUGGGCUUUCAAGUGUUGCUAACAGACGAUGCCAUUAAGGAAAUAGUAACUUAUUGGGGAAAAUCAUUAACACAUGUGCGUUUGAAUUCAAUCUAUCAAAUUACAGACACAUCUAUAAUAUAUAUUGCAAAACAUUGCCCAAAUCUACGAUUAAUACAUUUAGUUCGUUGCUGGCAAGUUAAUAAUACCGCAUUACGCAUCUUGGCUAGUCAUUGUAAGCGGCUUGUCUAUAUUUCAGUUUCUUUUCUUAGUCGAGCAAAUGAAGAAGGAGUAAGACAUCUCAUCCAAAGUUGCCCGGAGCUUAUUUGGUUAGACAUUACUGGAUGUGGAAUUAAUUCGUUAUUUAAGUCCGUCAUUUUAGAAGGUUGGGCGAAUUAUAGAAGAGAGCAUCAUUUACCACCAAUCCACAUACAAGAUAGUUCAAUCAAUUUAUUGUAAAUUUGUAUUAUGUUUUUUUUAUUUUUAUUUUUUUUUUAUUUUUAUUUUUAUUUUU
Cokeromyces recurvatus is the source of this 1337-nucleotide messenger RNA. RefSeq lists its product as uncharacterized. NCBI's taxonomy places the organism in Eukaryota, Fungi, Mucoromycota, Mucoromycetes, Mucorales, Mucoraceae. Gene Ontology annotation, cellular component: SCF ubiquitin ligase complex. Bases 35 to 1282 code for a protein of 415 amino acids. Gene Ontology annotation, molecular function: protein binding. The record is from RefSeq and is a predicted model, not a curated record. The transcript has a single exon. Gene Ontology annotation, biological process: SCF-dependent proteasomal ubiquitin-dependent protein catabolic process.